AUGUCCAAUGAAGCCCACGGAGAACAGAGUCACAAUGAGAAGACGGAGAAAGCCACUGGGCGUGAACAGGGCCAGAGUUCUGUUCUGGACAUCCCGAAACGAGGAAAGCCGCAGAAGCGCUCUUCCCAAAGCAAAAUGAAAGCCCUCCAGGAGGAGUCCCUCAAGAAGAUGCAAGACCUCAUUGCGCAAGAAAUGGAAGACCGACCGCGAUCGAGCUUGUCCGAUAGGGGUUGGAAGAAGCAUCGUUCCAAGACCACCAUCAUUUCGGCACUUAUGACAUUCGUCGCCAUCUUCCUCGUGGUAGCAUCCGUCGUCUUGAUGAAGCUUCGUUCGAAACGCACGGAAACUAAAGUUGAAAUUCGCUCAUGCACGAGGCCCGACUGCCUGCUCCACAAGUACGUGCUCACCAAAGGAAUUAACACCAGCGUGGAUCCUUGUUCCGACAUCACCGCUUACGUUUGCUCGGGAUUAAAGCGUGGUCGCGAUUACCCCAACGAGAUGGGCCUCAUUCGUCGCUGGGAUGAAAAGGGCGCGGACUACUUGGAAAGAAACCAAUUUCAUUUCAAGGCCACGCAGAAGGCUGCCGCCAUGUACAGAAGCUGCGUGAAGCAAGGGCACGCGAACCUGACGAGCGCCGUCAUCGGUUUCCUCAGAGCCCGUGGAUUGCAUUGGCCCAACGAGGAAUCAAGUACGGUAGACCCUUUGGACGUCGUCUUGGACUUGCUGGUCAACUGGGGAGUCCCAUUUUGGUUCGAAAUUAACCUUCGAAAGCUACCUUCGCAGACCAGACACAGUCUUUCCAUCGGCCCCGUUUACAGUCGUGCGUUGUUGGUUCAGCGAAUUAAAAUACUCCGAAAACUAGAUCAACAGAGUAACUACGCCACGCGCUUCUACAACCUAUAUGGAUAUGAAGUGAGCCCACGAGAUCUUCAAGCGCGCCUGUUAACGGAAGAAAGCAUUCUAACGGCAUUGGAGGAGGCGGUGGGCAAUCGAAGCAGUUCAUCGAGAAGAUUACCGCUGUCCGCUUUCGGCCAGGUUACACCAAACAUUUCUCCCCGCCGCUGGCUGAGGUGUCUCAACAACAAUUUACACCCGCACGUGGUGCUUCCGGAAGACACGGUGUUUCUCGAGCGUUGGGCCCUGUUGGCCCAAGUCAGUGUCCUGUUCGGAAGCUUCAACAACAGUCAGCUUUUGCACACACUUGGCUGGUGGUUCGUCCAAGAAUACUCUCUGCUUGGUUCACCCGAGGCGUUGCUUUACAUGUACGGCCACAAGGAGAUCGCGGAUGCCAAAUACCGCCUGGAUUGCUACACCACAGUCGAGAGCCGCUUUCGGAAUCUGCUCUGGUUGGAGAGGACGCCGAAAGAAGCAAUGAUCAGAGUAAAGCGCAUGCUACUGAACAUUCUGAAGCAUACGGCGAUCCUGUUAAACAGCAGCGCCUGGCUGGAGUCGACGGCAAAACUGGAGGCCACUGAGAUUCUUGAGAGCAUAACUUUGAAACCAUUAGACAUGUUUUUGCGAGCAGGCGAUCAAAUCCUCGCCGAGUACAAUCAAUUUCAGUCACGUUCGCGGUCUUUCAUCGAAUACUGGAUUGAGACAGCCAUGGAGCACAAGAACGUCACGAGUAACUGGCCUUACGAUGACACACUGUUGACUCGAAACGUUCGCUAUUCUCCUGUCGUCAAGUAUGCCUACUUUUGGAACAGCAUAUUCGUGCACAUGGCUGCCUUGGCUUCGCCAAUCUUCUACGCUCACGGAAUGUUCUCUGCCAAUUACGGUGGCAUUGGCGCUCUGAUCAGUCGAGAAGUCUUCCGAAUAUUCGACAAACACGCCAUCGCUUUGGACGUCUUCCGUAAGAACCACUCGUGGAUGGCUGAGGUAUCCAAGGGGGUGCUGAAAGCGAAGAAAGCCUGCUUCAAGGCUCAGCACGCGAGGCUUUCCGACACCGCAGCUCUGCUCAUCGCCCACAGAGCCUACAAAUCGGCCGUGCAAAGUCCGAAUUCCGACACGUACGCCGAAGACCUCGGAGACAACCUCACGUCAGGUCGAGUGUUCUUCCUGACCCACUGCCGAACCAAGUGCACAGCGUAUCCUAAGAUGAAGAGCUGUCACCACGAUGUUCGCCACCUCAAAGCCUUUGGCAAAGCUUUUCGCUGCGGCAAGAACUCUCCGAUGGUCUCCCCUGCCAUGUGCUCCAUUUUCUGA
Molecule: messenger RNA, 2205 nt
Organism: Ixodes scapularis (black-legged tick)
Lineage: Eukaryota; Metazoa; Arthropoda; Arachnida; Ixodida; Ixodidae
Product: endothelin-converting enzyme 1-like
Exons: 3
Coding region: 1-2205 (734 amino acids)
Biological process (GO): protein processing
Cellular component (GO): plasma membrane
Molecular function (GO): metalloendopeptidase activity
Source: RefSeq, a predicted model, not a curated record